CAGCAAUGAACAGCUACAACAAUAACUCUUCUUUUUCUCUUCACGAGCCUCAUUAUCUUCUUCCCUGUUUUUCUCAUCCUCACCAGCUUUUCUUUCAGGGGCGAUUUGACACCCUACCAAAUAUCGAUCGCUUUGAACAGAUUACCAUAAUUUGUAGUCCAUUGACCACCACAUCUGAUGUGGAUACUUCGUUCAUGAAGAUACGAUACAACUUAGGGUAAAGUCAUGUGUCUUGGUAUUGUUAUCGUAUACCUCCUCUUACCACUGCCCACUUCCCAGAAAAAAGCCAAAAAAAAAAAAAAAAAAAAAAAAAAAAAGGAUGAAGAAGAAGAAGAAAGAGAGAAGAAAAAACUAAACUACUUUUUUCCUUCAAAUACUUAACCUGGAAUGUUUUUUAUGUAGGAAUAACAACAACAUCAUACCGGUCAGUUAAUAACUGAUUCCUUAUUGUAUUUGGAACAAAAAUUGAAUGCUUUAAGGUGUUGUUUGACACUGAUUUUCUCCAUUGAAAAUUGAAUAAAGCUGCAUGCACGGAGAACUUUACAAAAUGGAGCUAAAAGCAACUUAUGAUAUUGAACGAACAAGUUCUAACCAAAUAGUUCAGCAUGAGUUUUGGCCCUUAGAUGCAAUUGAUCCAAAGAAGGCGAGGUUUCCCUGUUGUUUAGUUUGGACUCCUCUGCCAGUGGUCUCUUGGUUGGCGCCUUUCAUUGGACAUGUUGGCAUUUGCAGAGAGGAUGGAACAAUUUUAGAUUUUUCAGGUUCUUAUUUGGUGAACAUUGAUGAUUUUGCAUUUGGUGAUGUUGCCAGAUAUCUUCAACUUGAUAGAAAACAGUGUUGCUUUCCUCCAAACCCAGCCGCACACACUUGCAAAUAUGGCUACAAGCACAUGGAGUUUGGGACUGCAAUCACAUGGGAUGAUGCCUUGCUGUCAAGCAUGCGUCACUUUGAGCACAAAACUUACAACCUUUUCACUUGCAAUUGUCACUCAUUUGUAGCAAACUGUCUCAACAGGCUUUGUUAUGGUGGAUCAAUGAGUUGGAACAUGAUAAAUGUAGCAGCGCUGAUACUGGUCAAGGGGCACUGGGUUGAUGGCUUAUCAAUCAUAAGGUCAUUUCUUCCCUUCGUUGUGGUACUUGCCCUUGGCAUCUUUGUAGUUGGGUGGCCGUUCCUUAUUGGUCUUCUAUCCUUCUCUUUCCUCCUCCUGGCUUGGUUUCUAGUAGGCACUUACUCUGUCAAAAACUUGUUCGAGUGCUAGUUCUUCUUGUCAACAAUGUUGAACAGCUUGACGGAGGAACCUAGAAAAUAAGCAAUACUGAUGUCGAAGUAAUACAAGUUGUCGAUCAAUGAUAGGAGGAACGUUUAAAAUCUAUCUAAAUGUUGCCCCUCAUUUUUAGUAAAAGUACCCGGUGGCAUUGGCUUCGGAAAUUGCUAUCGCUCUGAUUGAAAAUUUUGUACUAAGUAAUGAUCACCAGAUAGACUUAACAACCCUAUAGCCAAUAGCGAUAGACAUUCUAUUUUCGUCGUUUCAUUUCAUUUAUUUCUUGAACUUUUGGUUGUCAGUUUGGUUGGCUGGGAGUUUUUUCAAAGAAAAAAAUUAGUCUUCGUGGAUUUGAGAAUCGAAGAAUAAUGAAGUCGCUAUGUUUGGUAAAAUAUCAAGUAAAGAAUAUACAUUUUAUUUUACUUUUGUAGUC
Ziziphus jujuba (common jujube) is the source of this 1691-nucleotide messenger RNA. RefSeq names its product protein REVERSION-TO-ETHYLENE SENSITIVITY1. Gene Ontology annotation, biological process: response to ethylene; regulation of ethylene-activated signaling pathway. Gene Ontology annotation, cellular component: Golgi apparatus; endoplasmic reticulum. The coding region runs from base 527 to 1255 and encodes 242 amino acids. The record is from RefSeq and is a predicted model, not a curated record. Lineage: Eukaryota; Viridiplantae; Streptophyta; Magnoliopsida; Rosales; Rhamnaceae. The transcript has 4 exons.